Molecule: messenger RNA, 1422 nt
Organism: Aspergillus bombycis
Lineage: Eukaryota; Fungi; Ascomycota; Eurotiomycetes; Eurotiales; Aspergillaceae
Exons: 3
Coding region: 1-1422 (473 amino acids)
Source: RefSeq, a predicted model, not a curated record
AUGACUAUAAUUGGAGCUGUUCGUUUCCUUGAUCAUUUCAGCGAUCUUUAUGGCAACAGACUGACUGUCUUUGCUCGGAGAAAGUCAGAUGCCGUUCUGAAAGCGGUGCUCAGAACAUUCUCACUUCAGUGGCUAUCUCCUAACGAUUCUUCCACGGAGGCUCAAUUGACCACCAACUACAACACUACGGUUGGCAGAGACAUGCCGCGCGAUCCACCGAUCGACGCUUUUUAUGAUAGUUGGUUUCAGGCGCGAUCACUUAUUCAUAGUGCGCUUUCUGUUCAGUCCUUCAGAGUUUUAUAUGCCAUCUUCAUGUUCGAUGGCAUCUCUAUCCCAGCGAAGGCGAGCGGUGAGACACUCUUGGCUCAUGAAUUUCUUGAAGUGGGGUUGCAGAAGCUGAAUUGCUUGACUGAGCUAGUUGAGCAGUACUGCAUGAACCUGGGACCACAUUCUACAUAUGGCGCUAUGAUGGAGGCUAGCCUGAGCGUUGUUCGAUGGUGUGCUCACGUUCGUGAUAUAGGGGCAGCACUCACAGCAGAUCACCUAUGCAAGCUUUCUGAUGCUUCAAGUAACAACAAAGAUCGAGAGACUUCUUCCACACAUGAGCCAAUGUCAUCUUAUUCCUUUCAUCAAAGCUUUAAUCGAGACUUUGAUGACAAUGUUCCGGGUAUAUGCCGUACAGCAGUUGCGGAGGCCUUCCGUGUCUGGAAACAAAUAGUUGCAAUAAAAGGCUCCCUAUCAAGCCCGACCAAAAAUGACAUUGAAUCAUGCCCACAAUUGUCUACAGACAUUACCUUAGCGAUCACGGCAGUUGGUAAAUUUCGGGAAGUGUUUGGCUCUUUUUUGGACUUCUGUAUAGGAAACCUUGAAUAUCUUUCCAUGCGCUCAAGAUUGUCUGCUGUGUCUAUUUUGACGUUCUGGAACCUUGGUGUAUUUGUUCUCACGGAGACUUUGAAACCUACUAUGACGGCAAGAGACCCAGUUUGCAGUCACAGUGUCUUUUCGAAACUACAAGUAUACAACGAGGAGGCGGCUUUAUCAGUGACGCAGAUAGUAGAGUACGUGCUCUCGCUGCCUUUUGAGGAGAUCUUCAACCUCCAGAACGGCGUUAGUGCUGAGGCUUCGGUACUCUCGUACCAUAUCACCCCUACGCUGGUAGCGGCUACCUUCCAAAAAGCUAUCGAGAACAUACUCAAUAUGCAGUUAUAUUUGCCUUGUGGUGUGGGCACACUGGAUGAAAGGUCGCUAAGCUACAAUGCCGACUUCACCUGGAAACAACAUAUCGAUACCAUACUGAAAGGUCUUGUCUCGCUUGAUGCUACGAUCGGUGGAUCACAGGCCUCGGCUGUAGCAAUACGAAGUCUAAUGCAAAGUCAUGGGGAUAUUAUAUCAGAGUGUUGGUCUUCCGACUUUGAGACUUAA